This is a messenger RNA of Vespa velutina, 4643 nucleotides long. It is a transcript of the gene Noc1, whose product is annotated as CCAAT/enhancer-binding protein zeta. NCBI's taxonomy places the organism in Eukaryota, Metazoa, Arthropoda, Insecta, Hymenoptera, Vespidae. The transcript is spliced from 5 exons. Gene Ontology annotation, cellular component: nucleus. The coding region runs from base 653 to 3337 and encodes 894 amino acids. The record is from RefSeq and is a predicted model, not a curated record.
CAUGUCAAGUGUGUUUGUAGAGACCUCUGGUCGACAUACUUUUAGAAAUGAGAUAAGAUUCAACAUGGCGUUUGUUAUUAAAUUGAAAAAUAAAUAUAAGCAGAAAAAAAGAAUUUCUAUAUUUUAAUUUCAAAAGUUUUAUCUUAUUAUCCAAAAGAUACUAUUUAAUUAUUACAAUCUCUACUUUUGAAAACGAGAAUUUAAAAUCUAAAUUUAUUAUAUAUCUAAUAAAUGCGUAUAUAUAUAUAUUUAUCUACAUACGUACAUAUUGUUGUAUAUUUUAUAAAUAUUAUUCACUUGUUUAUAUCAGUUAUCAACCCUAAUAGAUAUCUUUAGUUUUGUGGAUGUUUGUUUCUAUUUUUAUUUUCACUUCCGUUUCAUCUUCUCUUUCUACAUUAUUAGUAUCAUUAUUAGACGCAGAUGGUAGUGCCACUGUUGGUAGGAAUUAUUAUUAAAAGAGUUUCAUUUUAAGCACAUGUUCAGCUUAAUUCAGUUUAGACGGUUAACUCUUUUGAAAUAAAUAUAAUAAUUUUACAAAAACAAAUUAAUAUACUUAAUUAUAUUUAAAAGAUAUAUUAUGAAUAUAUCUUUUAACAAUACACAUUAGAAGGUUCUACUUAUGAAAUAAGAUAUAUUUAUUACAUACGUAAAGAUGAAAGGACAUGGAAGUGAUACUAAAAAUAAAAGUGUUUCUAAGUGGUAUGAAGAAUUUCCUAAAGCAGAAGUGCCUUAUAAGCACGCAAAAUCAGAUUUUGAAGUACUAAAUUUAAAAGAUGAAGGAAAGAAAUAUCUCAAUGCAGAUACUUCAGCUUUUCAAUUAAAACAAUCACACUCUAAAAAUUCAGAAAUUAUGUGGUUAAAAACAGCAUUAACACGUGGUACAACUUCUGAUAAAGUUGCAGCCGCAGUUGUUUUGAUACAAGAUAAUCCAAAAUAUAAUCUUGUCCAACUAACAUCUCUUAUUUCGCAAGUAAAAGCUGCUAAACACAACCAAUGCAACAUGAUUAUUACUGCUUUAAAAGAUCUUUUUUUAUCCGACUUACUUCAUCCUAAAUAUAAACUCUUAAAAUUUGAGGAACAAGAUUUAGAUAAAAUAGAAAACUUGGAGACAUCAGAUCAAAUAAAUAAGAUAGAUGGAUCUAGAAAAAAAUUAUUGGCACAUUGGUGUUUUGAAGAUCAAUUGCGUGAACAAUAUGAAAAUUUUGUUUUAUCACUUGCUAAUAUUGCCUCAGACACAGUGGAAACAAAUCGUGAGAGAGCAAUAUCUGUGAUGACAGAUUUGUUAAUUGGAAAUUCUGAACAAGAACAUAAAUUAUUAGAAUUAAUUGUAAAUAAAAUAGGUGAUCCACACUGCAAAGUAGGUUCAAAAGCUGUAUUCUGUUUACAAAAAUUGUUAUAUGAACAUUCCAAUAUGAAAUUUGUCAUAUUAAAAGAAGUUGAAAAGCUAUUAUUCAGAAAGAAUGUGGGACAACGUGCACAAUAUUAUGCAAUUUGUCUCCUAACACAAUUUGUAUUGACAAAAGCAGAUGAUGAAGUUGCUACUUCUCUUAUAGAAGUAUAUUUUGCAUUCUUUAAAGCAUGUUUGAAAAAAGGAGAACCAGACAGCAGAAUGAUGGCAGCAAUCUUAACAGGAGUUAGCAGAGCAUAUCAUUUUGCAAAAAUAGAUUCAGAUUUAUUACGUGAUCAUAUUGACUCUGUAUAUAAAGUUAUACAUAUUGGAUCUUUUAAUGUUUCAUUAAAUGCCCUUAAUCUUUUAUAUCAUGUUGAGGGAACAAGUAAAGAUCAAUCGAACAGGUUUUAUUCAGCUUUCUAUAGAAAACUAUUGGAUCCACAAAUAGGUAUAGCAAAUAAACGUGCAGUUUUCCUAAAUCUUUUAUAUCGUGUCCUUCAAAAUGAUCAGAGUUUGUUACGCUUGUAUGCUUUUAUAAAACGGAUAUUACAAAUUACAUUGUACUUUCCUGCAAAUAUGGCUUGUGCUACUUUAUAUGUAAUAUCCAAAGUUCUACAAUCGCGUAAGGAUUUAAAGCACUUUUUGUUACAUUCCCAAAAUUCCAUUAAAAUAGAAAAUAAUUUCUCUAAUGCAAAAGAGAAUGAUUCAUCAAAAAAUAAAGAAAUUAUUAAUAUUGAUGAAAAUGAGCCUACGGUUUCACCAGAAAUGGAUUCAAAUAUUAUGAUGAAUGUUACCAUCGAUACUACAGUAAAUUUACCAAAACAGGAUAUUGAUGAGAAACAGGAUAUUGAUGCAGACACUAAAGAUUUUACACAAAAGCCAUAUAAUCCAUUUUGUCGUAAUCCUUUAUAUGCCAAUGCAAUGAAAAGCUUACAUGCUGAACUUGUAUCAUUAUCUAAACAUUUCCAUCCAAGUGUGUCUUUAUUUGCAAAUUUAAUUAUUCAAGAGAAAACUAUUAAUUAUACUGGAGAUCCUUUGGAAGAUUUGACAUUAAUACGAUUUUUAGACAGAUAUGUCUUUAAAAAUCCUAAAAAAUUAGAAAGUAAGAAGGUACAAAAGAAGAAUGAUCCAUUGGCACAGCGUAGUGGUUAUCUACCAAAAGGUAUACGCUCUCUUCCUGUUGAUAGUAUAGCAUAUCUUAAUGAGGCAGAAGAGCGUAUCCCAGUAGAUGAAUUAUUCCUUUAUCGUUAUCUAAAAAGGAAAAACGAAUCUACAAAUGUGUAUAAUGAAAAAGACUCUGACAAUGAAAGUGUUAAUAGUGAAGAAUUCAAUGAAAUGUUAGAUAAAUUUAGUACCAAUGAAAAUUUGGAUGAUUUGGAUAUUGCUGCAGCUAUUGGAACAAUAAAAAAUAAAAAAGAUGAUGAAAUAGAUGAUUUUGAAAAUAGCGAACAUAUGGAAGAUGAAGAAAAUGAUGUUAAUAGCAGUACUGAAUCUGAAGAUAUUGAUGAAGGAAGUGAUAAUAGUUUGGAUGAUAUAGAUGAUUCUGAUAUAGCAGAUAUAGAAGAUGAAGAUCUAAGCGAUAUAUAUUUUAGUGAAGGUAGUGACAAUAAUGAUGAUGAUCUAAGUGGAGUUAUGUUAAAUAUAAAAAAUAAACACAACAAGGGUAAUGAUCCAAUUAGACAGCAUAAGGUAAAAAAGAAUAAUAAAAAGAAUCUAAACGAUAUAUUUGUAUCCGCUGAAAAAUUUUCACAAAUGUUGGAAGAACAAAGUCGAACGAAAAAUAAACAUGGUAGUACAAAUGCAUUGAAUACAAUGGAUGGUGCUACUUCUAAACAAAUAGAUUGGGAAACAAAAAGGAAUCAAAAACUAACUAGAUCUUUUGACAGAAAAAAACGGAAACACGUCAAAAUAUUGAACAAUAAAAACAAUAAAAAGAUUAAACGAUAGUAACAAUCAUUAUAUUCAUUUUUGUAUAUUUUGUAAGUUUUUAAGUUUGACCAAGUUGUUUUAUCAGAACAAGAUAUCUUAUUUUUGUAAAGUAUUGAUAUGAUUAAAUAGAUGUAUGCUCGUAAAUGAUAAAGCAUAUAUUCAAUAUUUUUUAAAAUAAGAUCUCGUUGUACUAUUAUUAAUUAUAAUUGUAAUCAUUUGAACAUAAAACAUGUUUUAUUUCUUUACAUAAUAUUACAAGAAAAUAAAAAAUUUAGUAAAAAAAGAAAUAACAGUGACAAUUAAGCUUUCUUUUUUUGCUUUAACAUAACAAUGUUAAUUUUAUGUAUAAUGAAGUAAAAUAGUACGCUUUAUUAAUGCACUGUAAAUAUUUUUCUUUUUUUAGUAAAAUAAGUAAAAUCAUUCUUAAUUUUAGACUGCCAUAUAUACUAUUACAUUUUUGAUUGAAUAAUAUGACUGUAAUAUGUUGCAAAGUCAUGAUAGAUGUGCAAGUAUUUUUAAUUUAACCACUUAACAUACUAUUAGUAAAAAAUUGUUUGACUUUGUUAUUCUCACAGUGCAACAUUAAUAUAUUUCAAAGAUAAUUUACAAAAAACCACGCAUUAUAAUUUGUCGUUAUAUGCGACAAAUUCUAAAGCGUGCUGUGUACAUAUACUGUAAUACUAAAUGCUACUCUUGGUCAGGUUUCGCUGAACUUUCUUCAUCGUGAGCUGGACUGUGCCAUGUUAGGCGUUCUUCAUAAAACUUAAUUACUAUUUGGGGGCAUUUUUCGUUGGCAACACGAGCAGGUACUAAAUCGGCAUCGUCUGUGCCUUUCCAUUUCAUUAAAAACAUGAGUUCCCCGCUUGAAUCUGUUGCUCCGAUAAUACGUUCAGGGUCUAAGUUUCUGUCAAAUCCUACAAUAAAAGCUUCAAUAUAAUUUUAACCUCUUAAAAUUUACUAUUGAUAAAGUUAGUUUUGUUUGAGAUAUAUGAAACUUUCAAUUGUUGAAAUUUACCUUCUGGUUUCUUUUCUUCAGUUGCUUUUUUCUUCGCUUGUGUUGGUGUAGGAGUGCUGGAACUCUUCCUCUUUUUUUGUUCCUUUUCUUCGUGUCUUUUACCAGAAGCUGCUGCUUCUUUCUUUUUUCGCUGUUCCUCAAAUUGUGCUAUUAAAUCGGGACAAUCGAGGUUUUCUUCAGGUUCCCAUGUGUUUUCAUCAUUGGAAUACCCCUUCCAUUUAAGAAAAUAUUCUACCUGUAAAUUUACAAUACAAAAGUUUUUAAUCAAUAGAAUCAUAUAUUGUUCUUACAUAAAAUAAAUGAAUAUGA